Molecule: messenger RNA, 3865 nt
Organism: Cyprinodon variegatus (sheepshead minnow)
Lineage: Eukaryota; Metazoa; Chordata; Actinopteri; Cyprinodontiformes; Cyprinodontidae
Gene: lzts2a
Product: leucine zipper putative tumor suppressor 2 homolog
Exons: 9
Coding region: 319-2658 (779 amino acids)
Biological process (GO): negative regulation of canonical Wnt signaling pathway; cell division
Source: RefSeq, a predicted model, not a curated record
AUAAUGAGGGUUGCUGUAUGGUUGGAUGGGUUCUGGUGACGAGAAACAGACGCAGAGGAUUGAAGGAGGACUGAGUUGGUUUUGGCGAGUAAGUGAUUGAAGAAAAGUUGUUUCUUUCCACCAGAGAUCCACUCAGGACGUUUGUUUUUUGCAAGAAGCGCUGUUCGGAUUGCGAGUAAAGAAUUUGACUCGGGUCGAGCUGAGUGAGUGAGGCCCUGGAAUGAGAGCUCUUUGCCAUCUUGUCUCCCCCAGACCUCCAAGAGGAGCACACUGGGCGAUACACUGAGUGUGCGGUUUGUCUGAUGCAGUCAGGCUGCCAUGGCUCUGGUUCAGCCACUACCUGUGAGUGACCAUUCCAAUCAAGGUCUUGAACUCCAGCAGCGCCGGCCGCCAUCAUCUAGCUCCCCCACGGACCCCUGCUCUGUCCCUUGUGGCGCCUUCAGCACCGAUUCAGCCAUGGGUUCAGUCAGCAGUCUCAUAUCAGGCAGGACAUAUCAAGAGAGGCAUUGCAGGGCUGGCAGUGAAUUCCCACACAAGCCACGGCGCUCCACACCAGCUACCAGCUGCUUUCGCCUACAGGAUAAGAGCCUUCGCAGUGGGAGCUCCCUGGAGCAGUUGCUGGUAAAUGGCAAUCCAACACAGCCGCAGGCACAGGUUCUACCUCCACCACUGCCCACCAAAAAGCAGCCGAGACCCGGAAACUCUGCCGGUGCAGCUGGAGAUGGAGGGGUUGCUGGAGCAGCAGUGAGUGGAACUAAUGCGAACUUUGGAUAUGUUGGUGAAGAAGUGGUUAUUGGAGACUGGAAUGACAACCUGGUGCUAACCGUUGCGAGUCCCUGCAGCGACCAAGAGGACCAAAAGGAGAGUGGGACUGUUAAUGGCAACAUUGGUGGACCUCCACCCAAACUGGUCCCAGUGUCUGGACAGCUAGAGAAGAACAUGGAGAAAGUGUUGAUCCGUCCCACAGCAUUCAAACCGGUCAUCCCCAAGAAUCGUCAUUCUAUGCAGUACCUGUCUCCACGGCCAGGAGGCAGCAAUCUGUCUGAGAGUCAGGCCAGUCUAAACCUCCUGUUGCCCCUUGGCGCCCCCAACAGCUCCAGUGGUACCCACAGUAACGCUGGAAGCUGCAGCUCCAGCUCUGAAGGGAAACCCAACUUGUACAGUGGAUGUCGUAAUGCUCGCAGCAGUCAGUCCUGCUCCAUGUCAGAUUCAGGGAGAAACUCCCUUUCCAGCAUCCCUACCCAAAGCAGCACAGUGUACAGUUUGGCCCCCAGUGAGGGCUCCAGCUCGGGUUCUGGUUCGGGGGGCCCGGCGGAGCCUGUGUCAGCCCUGGUUCGCAAUGCUCCAGGAACAGGUGGAAGCCAUGGUCAUAGCAAUUCGGACAGUGGACGUUCCUCGUCCAGUAAAAGCACGGGCUCAGGGUCACUGAGAGGUUGCGGGCAGCCCCUCUCUGACAGUGGGUCUUGUGGACACUCACCACCGCCUGUGGAGGGAUAUGAGGUGGUGGUGAAGGAGCUGGAGGAGAAGCUGCGGGAGCGAGACCUCGAGCUCCAACAGCUCCGGGAAAACCUUGAUGAGAAUGAAGCAGCCAUCUGCCAGGUUUAUGAGGAGAAGCAGAGACGAUGUGAAAGAGAGAUGGAUGAGCUGAGACAGAGCUGUGCAGUCAAGAUGAAACAAACCUCUCAGAAAGCUCAGAGAGCACAGCAGGUGCUGCAGUUACAGGUAUUCCAACUACAGCAGGAGAAAAAGAAGCUACAAGAAGACUUCUCCUCUCUGCUGCAGGACAGAGAAACGCUAGAGAGAAAGUGUGCCACCAUUCAGAGGGAGCAAACGCAGCUGGGCCCCCGUUUGGAGGAAACAAAGUGGGAGGUGUGUCAGAAGUCAGGAGAGAUCUCGCUUCUGAAGCAGCAGCUGAAAGAAAUCCAGUCUGAGCUCAGUCAGAAAGCAGGUGAGAUCGUGGUACUGAAGGCCCAACUGAGGGAGGCUCGCUCAGAGCUGCAAGCCAGCCAGGCUCGAACCCAGGAGGCCCAGACUGCAAUGCGGACGCGAUCCCUUGAGCUUGAAGUUUGUGAAAACGAACUCCAAAGACGCAAGAGCGAAGCUGAGCUUCUGCGGGACAAAGUGAGCCGUCUGGAGGACGAGUCAGUCCGGCUCCGCGACACUCUGUCGAACCACGGUGGAAACCCGACCAAGAAGGGACUGGUCAUGGGCCUUUCAUUCCAACAGGGGAGAGUAGUGAUGGGAAGGGGGGGUCCCAGCCCCUGCCUGUACCCCAAUGGAGAGGAAGGUUAUCUGGUGUGGGGAGGAGAAAGCGAUGAAGCCAAGGCUCAAAGGCAGAAUGCAGAAACACUGAUGGGACUUCGACAGCAGGUUGAUCGACUCAAAGCUGAGCUCAUGUAUGAGAGAAGAACUGGUGAGGAGCAGCGGUCACGUUUUGAGGAAGAGAGAAGGGUGUGGCACGAGGAGAAAGAAAAAGUAAUCCGCUACCAAAAGCAGCUGCAGCAGAACUACAUUCAGAUGUAUCGCCGCAACCGGGAUCUUGAGCGAGUGAUGAGGGAGCUGAGCCUGGAGCUGGAGAACCGGGACAUGGAGGACUACGAGGUCCGCAGUGGCAGCAAUGACAUCCACUUUGAGGAAAUCACUGCCACAGAGAUCUAAACACAGCACAUCAUUUGUUCACAAAAAAUGGAGGAAAACACUCAAGUGUCCCAGAAGAUGCAAACCAAACAUUGAACUGUGAACCAAAUGCUGCACUAGCUUCAGUAUGGUGUUACCUGGAGCGCUGACCGAGCUCUCACCACUGUUAAAAUCGGGGACGUCUCCUUAAGGUGCAUUGUUACUUCCUCUCAUAUGGCAUCUUCUACAGCGUUUCUAUUAGGUUUUUACCAGCACAAAGACUGCUUCCUUCCUGAGACCAAAAGCAGUGAGGUGUUUAUCAUUCUCAGAAUAUAUUUAAAUCAGGGUAUUUAAAUUAAAAAGGAACCUAAAGCAAAAAAAAAAAAUAAAGAAAGAAAGAUAUUAACUAUUCCCUACAGAACAAUCUCAUGACACAGCACUUAAGCAUCUUAACAGCUUGCAGUAUGAAACACUGGCCACCAGCAUGUACAGUAAAUCACGAGGCAUUAACACAGCAGUUCAUUUAGCAGUGACCAAUUUAAACUGUGGCGCUACAAACAACCAACUUCACAUGCUCAACAGUUUUUCCCUUAUUUGCCAGACUGUAAAUAAGUUGGUAGACACGUUUGUACUUUAGGUGUUUCGGCUGCAGUUUGUUUUAUUACAGCAAAUGUGUGCUAACCUGUCUUUCCAGAGAGAAGCAACAUAAUAAAUCAUCUCUGCUUAGGUCACUGUGAGAAAAAUGGCACGAUUUCACCUGAGAUUUCCAGCUUUGUUUUGUUUGGGAUUUUUCGGUUUAUCUGCAGAGGAAAAUCUGCAAAAUCACGCCAACUAAUAUUAACUUUGACGUUGGAGCACUGGGUUUGCUUGCUUGUGGACAUAUUGUUCUGUCCCUUCAGACUCUAGGACUAGAUAAAAGCUAAUUCUCCCUUUGAACUUGUUUUUUUUUUAUAAUCAGUCAUACUGUGCCUCAAAACUAGUUCAGACAAUUUAGCAAGCCCAUAUUUAGCUCGGGGAAUAGGUGAAGCAUGGUUGAUAUUACCAAGGUUUAUCAAGAUUUCUCUUCUUUUAAUUUUUUUUAUAUCCUAUUCCAACUUUCUGCCUCAUGAACUAGUUUUUAUUCUUCCCACUGAUUAGUUAGUUAUUCAGAAUGAAAUUAAACCUAAACUGUGAUUAAAAUAAAAAAAAAAGUACAGGUUUACAGUCUGUUGUGGCAUCAAAGAUUUAGGCCAGGCAUCCCCAAAGUCGG